UUGAACGCAGCAUAACGUUUCCCACCAGGGAACGAACUCUGCUCUUGGCUGCUGGUGGUUCUUGAAUCGCAGAAAUGGCGAACGUGGUGCUGGAGUUCAAGGUUUCUGCUGGUGACUCGGAUCCUCAGAGUCGGCCCGUCCUGAUUCUGGGCCAGCAGAGCAACCUGCAACAAGUCAGCUGGAGCCACAUCAAAGGAAAACUGCAGCCCGUCGUUAGCAAAGAGACCUGGCAGGCAGCACUCAGUGCUUUGAACCCCAACCCCACGGACAGCUGCCCCCUGUACCUGAACCAAGCCGUGGUGGCCGCUCUUCCUUCACGAGUCAGCAGGCACAACAGCCCGGCCUCCGUCCACUUCCUGUCCCGCCUGAUCCGCUCCUGCCUCCCUGGAGGGAACAACCGCUGCAUAGUGGUGGUGUGUGAGCGUUCAGACGUGUUCGCCUCUGCUUGCGCCAUCGCCAGGGCGUUCCCCCUCUUCACCCGCCGCUCCGCAUCCUCUCGCAGGACUGAGAAAAAACACGUGACUGUGGAGUUUGUGCUCAUCGGUGGUGACAGCAGUCUAGAUGAAGCAGAACUUGGGUGUCUCUCCAAUGCUGCCGAUGGUGUGCGGCUGGCAGCUCGCAUUGUGGACACUCCAUGCAAUGAGAUGAACACGGACCACUUCUUAGACGAAAUAAAGGCUGUGGGAAGUGAACUAGGAAUUACUCCGGUCAUCAUUCGUGGAGAGGAACUGAAACAAAGAGGUUUUGGAGGUAUUCACGGUGUUGGAAAGGCAGCAGAGCAUCCUCCUGCAUUAGCUGUGCUGAGCCACACUCCUGACGGGGCGACGCAGACCAUCGCAUGGGUGGGCAAAGGCAUCGUGUACGACACCGGUGGACUCAGCAUCAAGGGAAAGACCACAAUGCCCGGGAUGAAGAGAGACUGUGGGGGAGCUGCUGCCAUAUUGGGAGCUUUCAAGGCCACCAUCAAACAGGGCUUCAAGGACAACCUCCACGCGGUGUUCUGUCUCGCCGAGAACUCAGUGGGACCCACAGCCACUCGUCCCGAUGACAUCCACACCCUCUACUCUGGAAAGACGGUAGAGAUCAACAACACCGACGCAGAGGGCAGGCUGGUGCUGGCGGAUGGAGUGGUGUACGCCUGCAAAGAUCUGUCUGCCGACAUUAUUCUGGACAUGGCCACUCUAACGGGGGCUCAGGGAAUUUCCACAGGGAAGUACCACGCAGCCGUCAUGACCAACAGCGAGCAGUGGGAGGUGGCGUGUGUGCGCGCAGGUCGCAGCAGCGGCGAUCUCGCCCACCCUCUGGUUUACUGUCCUGAGCUGCACUUCAGCGAGUUCACCUCGGCUGUGGCCGACAUGAAAAACUCUGUGGCUGACCGUGAGAAUGCCCAGAGCUCCUGUGCUGGCCUCUUCAUCGGUUCCCAUUUGGGCUUCGAUUGGCCCGGUGUCUGGGUCCAUGUCGACAUCGCUUCUCCGGUUCACGCGGGUGAGCGUGCCACCGGGUUCGGUGUCGCUCUGCUCAUGGCGCUGUUCGGCCAGGCAUCGGACGACUCCAUGCUGAACCAGGUGUCUCCUCUGGGAGCUCCAUCCAACAAGUGUGAAGACCAGAUGGAGCGGGACUGCAAGAGACGAAGACUGGUGUAGACCAGCAAACGGUUCACUCCUCCACCUCGGAGCCGCCGCCUAGAGGCCCAACCGUUGAAGCUCGUCCAGCAAGCUGAAACAUUUUAAACUGGUGUUUGAUUAAAUUUGAUGUGGAUGAAUAACAGACGAUCAGUAAAAUCAGAUGUGAGAACGACGACGAUCAAACACCGACCUUCACUUGUCCUCGUUAAUGAUCAGCUUCUUUCCUUUUCGUUUACUAUGAUUAUGAUGGAAUAAUAGGUUAGAAAUCAAACUAAAGUGGGUUUAUUGUCUUAUUAAUCAGUUUAUUCAGGUUUAUUGUGAUUCUUUUUUCAAAAGAUUUUAACACAUACCUCGCAGAUUUUUCUUUAAAAUAACCACCUUAUCAGCAGGAAUCUAUUUGCAACUGUAUACUUUUAUGCAAAUGGGGGAUAAUGCCAUUAUGUCUUACACAUUGUGAUCUCCAGUGGAUGGUUAGUUCGACGUGUUGGGAACCACUGCACUUUGUAUUAAUCCUGGUGAUCCUGGCACUAAAGCAUUAAGUGCUCCCCGCAGGUUUUAACAGUGUGUGUGUCAGAGAAAAAUGACAUGUUUUGUCAGCUUAAAGCACGUGUGUUGUGUUGUUAGUAGCAGUGUUUUGUCAGAGUCCUGCACAACGACGUCUUUCCACAUGUCUGACAAUCAUGCCUCUCUUUAAAGACGGUGCCAUCUGAGGAAAGAAAUAAAAGAACUAGUAUGUGAACUUGAA
Molecule: messenger RNA, 2370 nt
Organism: Fundulus heteroclitus (mummichog)
Lineage: Eukaryota; Metazoa; Chordata; Actinopteri; Cyprinodontiformes; Fundulidae
Gene: npepl1
Product: aminopeptidase like 1
Exons: 12
Coding region: 75-1643 (522 amino acids)
Biological process (GO): proteolysis
Cellular component (GO): cytoplasm
Molecular function (GO): metalloaminopeptidase activity; manganese ion binding
Source: RefSeq, a predicted model, not a curated record